Epinephelus fuscoguttatus (brown-marbled grouper) is the source of this 2366-nucleotide messenger RNA. Its product is annotated as transmembrane protein 79-like. NCBI's taxonomy places the organism in Eukaryota, Metazoa, Chordata, Actinopteri, Perciformes, Serranidae. The transcript has 5 exons. Bases 320 to 1630 code for a protein of 436 amino acids. Gene Ontology annotation, biological process: regulated exocytosis. Gene Ontology annotation, cellular component: lysosomal membrane; trans-Golgi network membrane. The record is from RefSeq and is a predicted model, not a curated record.
UGUUGAAUUUGGAGGUAAACUGGGAGAAAGUGCCUCCUCUUCCUCCUCCUCCUCCACCUCCUCCUCCUCGGGCUUUAUUUGCUCCAUAUGGUGUUGGACAUGGUACCCAGGAAAGAAAAAACGCGUUUUGUGGGCGGAGGAAAAUCCUAGUAUUUGUCCGUCCUGAAAUUUGAUUCAGAAGUUCGGGAUCCUGGAAGACAAAAAGCAAACGUAGGGGGAGGGAAGAAAGGCAGAGAAGGACGGAGAGAGGUUUUUUUUUUACUGCGAGAAGAGUAAACUCACCAAAUACUCUGCAACCUCCGACUAAAGCUGUGUGACUAUGAGCACCUCGGGGCUUCAGGCCACUAACCGGCAGAAUGUGAAGGAGCUCGACAGCAUGAAGGAGUCCAUCAGCGACAUCAUCAACCAGCUCCAGGACAUCGACCCCACCAGGCUCUCCUUCUCCCCCUUCCUGGACCUGGACACUCAGAUCUCCUUGGCGCCGGUGUCAGACAGUCCCGAGUCAUCGGUGGAGGAGCUGCACUCGUCCUCCCACUCCGUCUCAGGCUCCCAGCGCUCCCUUGAACCGCCACCAGCAACCAAUCAGCCAAGGAGCUCUGCUCCCUGCCACCAGCAGCCCGGCGACGACCUCCCAGAGGAGCCACGAGCAGAUCAGACAGAGGAGGGGGAGCUGGAUCAAACUCUUUCCAGUCCGAUCAUCACAGCACACAAUUUGGACGCUGCAACGGAAAACCGCAUCAGCUUUCCAACCCCAGCCUCUCAGGGAGACAUUCCCAAUGGCACAGACACACCGAGAUGGAGUCCAGAAUCCACCAAUCUGGACUGCACUGUGGACGAGGGUCGGCCUCUGAUAGGCCCGCCGCCAGAGAGCGUGGAGCUGACUGUGUGGAGCCCAGAGAGGCGGGGAGAGACUUGCGAGGCCGCAGAGGAGGCUUCAGAUCGGGGACGAUGCUGCUGCCGCUGCUGCCAGUGUAAAUGCUGUCAGAGCGGCCGAGUUCCUGCUUUCUUCUCAGUCCUGGCCUCUCUUCUGUGUGCAGCCGGAAUCCUCUAUGCACUCUAUUUCUAUGUCCCCAUUAAACCCCCCGACUGUCCUGACACAGCCAGCCGCAUCGUCUUCACCUUCUGCUGCUGCGUGGUGGCAGCCGUCCCCAUCUUGCUCGCGAUGCUCAUGGGCGCAGCGUGCCAGUUCUGCACAGGCUCCUUCGGUUUGCAGGAGUCGUUUCCCAGAAGACGGGCGGUGCAGCAGCUGUUUGUCACAGCGUCCUUGGAGCAGUUACUCUUCUAUGUCCUCAACCUCGUCGUGAUGGCUGCUUUGCUGCCUCAAGACCAGCUGAAGUUGGUGCCUAUACUGGUCGCCGUGUUCAUCUUUGGAAGGCUUGUUUACUGGGUCAGCCUGAACGCAUGCAGCUCCUGGCGAGGCUUCGGCUCCGGCCUGACCGUCUUCCCGCUCCUGGCCAUGGUGGCUUUCAAUCUGUUCCUCAUGUACACCCUGAAUCUCAAGGACCCACUUUUUGGCUCUCAGGACAUCCUCUAUAAUCAGGUCACCCCCUCUUCCUGGUCAGGGGAGACAUCACAGAGCCCGAGUGGCAAACCAGACAUCCUACCCACAGACAUCCUGGACGCUCAGUGAGGAGGCGAGCUGCGCUUUCUUCUUUCAGAGGAGGAGAUCUUUUCCCAAAAUAGGCCAUUCCUGUGGUCUGCAGUUCAGCACAGCAACACACGCUGCCACUAUAACCUCCAAGUCUGUGACGGCUUAACUUGUAUUUUUGCUCCUCCUAUACAGGACUGUUUUUUUUUAAUGUGGAUUCAUGCUUAUUAUGUGAAAUGCAAGAGCUCUUUCCCUGCUAGUGGCGGAGGACGCCUUUGGACAAUGCUGUAGUCUUAAAACAUUUGUCCUUUUAAGCUAUUCCAGUGCCUAUAUUUAAUGUUUUGAACUCUAAGUACUUUAAAGCUCUGCUAUGUAUGGCUGAAUUUGGUUUGACCUAAAAUACCACAAGCAAAGUAACUGCAGUUGUCAGACUUUAUUAUUACUUCAACUUGUCCAGAAAGUCUGUACAUGAAGAAGACAGAAUAAAAGACAUUUGUAAAAACAUCUUUUCAUCUUUCCCAGUUUUCACUUCCAUCUCUGACAUUUGAGCGGUUCGACUGAGCAGCUAUUCCUGGAGGAACUGUAGUGUGUGUUUUCAGUGCUGGGACUGUCAUUAUGUGAUAACAUGCUCUCGAUGUUCUCUGGUUGCUCUCCAUCUCCACCCUGCUGGCGUCCUCGCUGCCGCUGCCGCUGCUGCUGCUGGUGCUCGGCUGGGCUUGUGGCACAAAAUGAGGCCAAAACAAAAACAGGAUGCUGAAGACUGCUGCACUGACUUUAU